AUGAUGCUUGGCCGCCUCGUCGCGAGGGAGCAGCAGCGGCAGGCGACAACGGAGAUUACGGAGAUUUCCAUCGCUCACGCGACCUGUACGCUGGUGCACCGCUCUGGCUGUUCCAAAGCGCCAUGCCACCCAUCAGUCGCUACGAGGUCGGAACUAGCAUUUUCUUACAUCACAGGCAAGGGCGAGGAAGCGCGUCUCGAGAGGCCACCACUGCAGGUGGUGCAGCACUCCGGCCUUGGGUUGUCGUGUCUUGGGCAGAGGAUAACCGGCGUGCGCAACAGGAAAAUGUGCUCUGCCAAGGCCCGCAUCUUCGCCCCCGCCGCGCCGGGUAGGAUCAGGCUCUGGCCCACCGAAGAGGACGAAAUGCUGGUGCUGCGGGAGUAGAAUCUUGGGCGCUGGUGCAAGCUCAGGAGCGCUCGAUCGAGGACUUUCCUGGGCUAGCUGUAUUUGUCAGCCAGGGAGAGCAACCAGGGG
This is a messenger RNA of Ectocarpus sp. CCAP 1310/34, 474 nucleotides long. The record is from the annotation of a GenBank genome assembly. Lineage: Eukaryota; Phaeophyceae; Ectocarpales; Ectocarpaceae.